GUUACUCGAGGCACCAAAGGCACCAGUGCAUUUUAUCCUUAAAGGCCCACGUGGUCUGAAGGGUGUGGCCGAGCCUCACGCUUGUCACUUCAGAAGGGUGGGAACCUGACAUGUCAGAGCGAAUCCUUCUCAUAUUUUUAGAUCCUGAUUUCUUUUUUAGAAUGGAAGAAAGUGUUUUUACUUAAAAAAAUGAAUAUGCUUCAUGUUUUAGAGCAAUUUUAGGUUUACAGAAAAUGGAACAUAGUGUAGAGCAUUCCGGGAUCAUGAUACAUGAUUAUUUGUUUUGUUUUGUUUGAGACAGUCUGCUCUAUUACUCAGGCUGGAGUGUGGUGGUACAGUCUCGAUCUUGGCUCACGGCAAUCUUCGCCUCCUGCGCUCAAGUGUUCUUCUUUCUCAGCCUUUCCAGUGGCUGGGACCACACUCAGUAACCACCACGCCCAGCUAAUUUUUUGUAUUUUUUUUGUAGAGAUGGGGUUUCACCGUGUUGCCUAGGCUGCUCUCAAACUCUUGAGUUCAAGCGAUCCACCCGCCUUGGCCUCCUAAAGUGCUGGUAUUACAGGCGUGAGCCACCGCACCUGGCCUGAUAUGUUAGUAUUAGCCAAAGUCCGUAGUUGAGGGUUCACUCUUGGUGGUGUGUAUUCCGUGUUUUGACAGGUCCACGAUUAUAGUGUCACAGAGUCGAUUCAGUGCCAGCUCAUCCCUCACACCAGUCCCCACAACCACCGAUCCUCCGUGUCUCCACAGCUCUGCCUUUUCCAGAAUGCCACGGAGCUAGAACCAUCUGACAUGCAGCCUUUUCAGAUGCGCCUCUUUCCCUUAGUGAAUACGCAGUUACCUUUCCUCCAUGUCUUGCUUUGCUUUUUAAGGGUGGGAUGUAAUUUUCCACAAAGUGGAGUUUGAUACUGUGAAACUUAUGGAAAGAUUGCUCUUUUAAAAAACAGCUUGCACAUCAUGUCAUCUUAAAAAAAAAAAGUCUAAUAAAGAUAUCAGUAGGGAGUAUGUGUUCCAUCCAGAUACCCUAUUCGGGGACCCUCCACUGGUAGUCUUCAGGUAAAUAAACCUUUGAUUGAUUGGUUGAUUGGUUGAUUGAUUGAUAUUCUGAAUGGUUCCAGUCAGACCCAUUUCUCUUUACUGGGAGCAUCACAGUGCUCACACCGGGGUGGUCGGGUAAAAUGUGCAGUUAGUCAUGGCCGAGCUAGUGGGUCUGCUGGCUCGCCCUGUUUUCCCAAGGAUCCUUUCGGCAGGCAGCUUAUAACGGGAAAGUUGCUGCUGUGGUGUCUGAGUAAGUGGGGAGAGUGGAAGGGGAUGGACUGUGGCGCCGCUGAGUUCCUGGGCAUGGUGAUGUCUGAGGAUCUGAGCAGGUGGAGCCCAGGGGGUGGUGGGGCUGUUUGUCGGGUUUCUGGAAGAGCGAAGGGAAAGUCAGGGAGUGUAAGGCGCAUCUCAUAGAAUCGUCGGGCUGCGCUCUCUCCCGUCCUCCCUCCUUCUCCCACUACUGGCAAUGUCUGGAGCAAAGAGCUGCCUUAGUGAAAUGAUAGGGAAAUGUGUCUUUUGUGCAAACCAUUAUCAGCUUAGGACGCCAAAAACAAAAGCCACUCUGUUUUCAGCCCUGACUGACUAACCGUUUUUUAAACCAGCAAGGACACUUCCUGAACUUUGCCUUCCCCUCCCUGGGCAACACCAGCAGGAGGUUUAUUAGAGCGUGUCUGGGAGCAGGUUAAACUUUCUCCUAGCUGGUGUUGUGCCUCCAGGUGAGCGCACAGGCUUUGCAGAAACCCCAGCAUGACAAGCAAGUAGGAAGGUGACAUUGUCGUUUGAGAAAAGCCAGUGACCCGGUUGGGACGGAGACACGAUGGGGAGCCGGUCUCCAACAGCAUGCCCUUCCUGAAGGCCAACGAGGUGACGGACAGCGCGUACAUGGGCUCCGAGAGCACCUACAGUGAGUGUGAGACCUUCACGGACGAGGACACCAGCACCCUGGUGCACCCUGAGCUGCAACCUGAAGGGGACGCAGAUAGUGCCGGCGGCUCGGCCGUGCCCUCUGAGUGCCUGGACGCCAUGGAGGAGCCCGACCAUGGUGCCCUGCUGCUGCUCCCAGGCAGGCCUCACCCCCAUGGCCAGUCUGUCAUCACGGUGAUCGGGGGUGAGGAGCACUUUGAGGACUAUGGUGAAGGCAGUGAGGCGGAGCUGUCCCCAGAGACCCUAUGCAACGGGCAGGUGGGCUGCAGUGACCCCGCUUUCCUCACGCCCAGUCCGACAAAGCGGCUCUCCAGCAAGAAGGUGGCAAGGUACCUGCACCAGUCAGGGGCCCUGACCAUGGAGGCCCUGGAGGACCCUUCCCCCGAGCUCGUGGAGGGCCCAGAGGAGGACAUUGCUGACAAGGUUGUCUUCCUGGAAAGGCGUGUGCUGGAGCUGGAAAAGGACACGGCAGCCACCGGUGAGCAACACAGCCGCCUGAGGCAGGAGAACCUGCAGCUGGUGCACAGAGCAAACGCCCUGGAGGAGCAGCUGAAGGAGCAGGAGCUGAGAGCCUGCGAGAUGGUCCUGGAAGAGACCCGGCAUCAGAAGGAACUCCUGUGCAAGAUGGAGAGGGAGAAGAGCAUUGAGAUCGAGAACCUGCAGACCAGGCUACAGCAACUGGACGAGGAGAACAGUGAACUCCGGUCCUGCACACCCUGUCUGAAGGCCAACAUUGAGCGUCUGGAGGAGGAGAAGCAGAAGCUCUUGGAUGAGAUAGAGUCGCUGACGCUGCGGCUCAGUGAAGAGCAGGAGAACAAGAGGAGAAUGGGGGACAGGCUGAGUCACGAGAGGCACCAGUUCCAGAGGGACAAGGAGGCCACCCAGGAGCUGAUCGAGGACCUCCGAAAGCAGCUGGAGCACCUGCAGCUCCUCAAGCUAGAGGCCGAGCAGCGGCGGGGCCGCAGCAGCAGCAUGGGCCUGCAGGAGUACCACAGCCGCGCCCGGGAGAGCGAGCUGGAGCAGGAGGUCCGCAGGCUGAAGCAGGACAACCGCAACCUGAAGGAGCAGAACGAGGAGCUGAACGGGCAGAUCAUUACCCUCAGCAUCCAGGGCGCCAAGAGCCUCUUCUCCACAGCCUUCUCCGAGUCCCUGGCUGCAGAGAUCAGCUCCGUCUCCCGAGAUGAGCUCAUGGAGGCAAUUCAGAAGCAGGAGGAGAUCAACUUCCGCCUGCAGGACUACAUCGACAGGAUCAUCGUGGCCAUCAUGGAGACCAACCCGUCCAUCCUGGAGGUCAAGUAGAGGCAGGAAGAUUCAGCCUGAGCUGGAUUCGGGACUCCAACACCCUGGAGUGGUCCCGUCAGACCAUGAGGAGCCAAGACCAGCAGGUCCCACAGCCGACAGUGCCCAGAGCAUGCAGGGAACCCUCGUGCAGCUGAGCUGGGGCCGCCAAAGACCGGAGCUGCCAAAGGGGCAGAGGGUGGUGGAGAGGAGGGAGAAAGGGAAGUCCCAGGGCCUGGGGUCCACAGAGGGUGAGGGUUGUGGCAGGGCCGUCCAUCAGCACUGACCUUCCGGGGGCCCAGAGCUUCCCAGCCCUGAGUCAAGCUGGCCGUGAACGUGUACACUUCAGUUCAGCAGGAUGGGCUGGAGAGCCUCUCUGUGCAGCAGUGUGGGGUGAGCCCUGCUGUGGCCUCCUUGUGGUGGUCUCUCUUCCCACGUGCAGCCCUGUUGGGAAGAAAGGAAGAAAACAGGUCCCUCCAGGGGUGCUGCUGCCUAAGCCACCCACAUAAGUAUGCUGGUGCCGUGUCACCCAUGUUGAUCCACUCCUGAUGGCUGACGGGCUCCCAGACCCUCACCUCGGACAUGGUGGUGGGGGAAGGACGGGUGGGCAAGGCUGGUGCGUUCCCCAGCUCUCCCUACGCUGCUCGGGCCAUUGCCCAGCCAGAUGUGGUCACCUCAGUCCAGCUCUGGGGCCUCCAGGCCAUGUGGCUGUUCCCACGGCCCAGUCCUCGCUGCAGUAACCCUUGGGGGCUCUGACCACCUAUGGGGGCCGGGCAGGAGCCUCUGGGGCCUCCACUCCGACAUCAGGACCUGAGAUGACCGCUGUGUGGCGCUCUCUCCCUGGGCAGGGUGGAUGCCGCAGGCCCCUCCGGCUCCCAGGUGCUGCUUCUCCACAGGUGCGGCCUGACCAGGCCUCCUAAAGGCCACACCCUCCCCACGCACUCCCAGGCCAGAAUCCAAACAUCAGGAACCCUGUUUUCUUCUGGGUGUGUCUCACUUAGAAAUCGUGGUUCUUCCCCGAGGGUGCAUGUUGCAGGAGGGAGAGGGCAGGGAAGACUCAACAGCAGAGCAGGAGGGGGCCUGCACUUCUCGGGGUCUACACCCCAGGCGCAGCAGUGUCACCCCGCAGGACCGCGGGCCUGCCCCAACCCCCAGCAUUCCCGGGUGGGCCCAGACCCCAUCACCAAGACUGGCCACCCGCUGCGUGUGUGUGCGCGCAUGUGUGCAUGUGUGCACGUGUGGCCCCACAUCCGCCGCCUUCCACGCUAGGAUGUAAGAGGUCGCCUCCUAUUGUACAUUUGGGGAAAGCCUUGGGUGUAAAUCAGUGUAAACUUGGAGGAGAGAUUUUUCUAUCAUGUAGAGUAGGUAUUUUUUAUAGAUUGAAGGUUGAUCAAUUUUUUAAUACUUUCAAGAGAGAAAACUGUGUAUACACAUGAAAUAUAUAUAUAUAUAUAUGUAUAAUAUAUAAAGACUGGCACCCUGCCUCUCUGUGCCCAGGCCCAGCCCUGGUGACAUGGCACCACUCAGCAGUGCUGUCACUGUAAGCAUGGACUCCCAGGAGACAGUGUGGGAAACGCUCCUGCUUUAAUUCCCCGAGAAGCGGCUCUUCCUGCCUGGAUGCAGGAGGGCAGGGGCCACCACAGAUUAAAGCUGUUACUGCACACACAGAGGCCGGCUUCUUCCUCCAGGGGGGCCACAGGGUGGGGUGGGAGUCUUCUGGGCCUGGCCCAGCUUCCCUCAAGGCGUCCGAGGCCAUCAGUUGUCUGAGCUCAGAACCCAGCAGACCUGCCUGGCUCUGCAGCUUGGUCAGACUAAGACCCUUCCAAAGCUGUAGGAUUGCACCUCCAGGCCCAGUGGAGCCUGGCAGCUUUCCGGCCAGGUUCUGGAUCCUGACGAGCUGCUGAGACAGCAUCCAGGUGGGGCAGGUGGGGCGGGGCAAAGUGGGCAGCACAGGGCUGUGUGGGCCUCAGGAGGAGGGCAGGGGGGCGGGGCAAAGUGGGCAGCACAGGGCUGUGUGGGCAUCACGGCUCUGGGUCACACGCCUCUGGGGAUGUACGUCCCAUGUCGGGAGAGCCGUCAGCACGUCCCCAGGAUUAAGAGAAGAGUAGGGGGCAGGGCGCAGAGGCUCACGCCAUAAUCUCAGCACUUUGGGAGGCCAAGGCAGGAGGAUCGCUUGAACCCGGGAGUUCAAGACCAGCCUGGGCAACACAGCAAGGCCCCAUCUCUAAAAAAUAAAAAAUUAACCAGGCA
Molecule: messenger RNA, 5484 nt
Organism: Gorilla gorilla gorilla (western lowland gorilla)
Lineage: Eukaryota; Metazoa; Chordata; Mammalia; Primates; Hominidae
Gene: RAB11FIP3
Product: RAB11 family interacting protein 3
Exons: 12
Coding region: 1873-3255 (460 amino acids)
Biological process (GO): endocytic recycling; regulation of cytokinesis
Cellular component (GO): endocytic vesicle; cleavage furrow; recycling endosome membrane
Molecular function (GO): calcium ion binding
Source: RefSeq, a predicted model, not a curated record